Messenger RNA from Mangifera indica (mango), 1844 nucleotides. Its product is annotated as coiled-coil domain-containing protein 22. The transcript has 6 exons. The record is from RefSeq and is a predicted model, not a curated record. NCBI's taxonomy places the organism in Eukaryota, Viridiplantae, Streptophyta, Magnoliopsida, Sapindales, Anacardiaceae. Gene Ontology annotation, molecular function: cullin family protein binding. Gene Ontology annotation, biological process: positive regulation of ubiquitin-dependent protein catabolic process. The coding region runs from base 63 to 1667 and encodes 534 amino acids.
AGCAAAAAGAAGGGCAAAACUCGGAAAACUGAAAAUACAAGCAAAAUACAACCGCGAGGCAAAUGGAGGAAUCAGAAGAGAUCCUUCUUAGCUCGCUACAAAACGCCGGCGUUUCGAUUCCAGAUAACGUUUUGUCAAUCAAAGACCUGACACCUUCCGGCUUAGCCUCGAUCUGUGGACAGUCUCUCAAUCUCUUGAACAAAACGUUGUCGUUUUGUACUUCUAUGCCCGAUUCAAUGGGCGAGAAGUUCAGGAUCUGCACGGAAUUAUCACGGGAGAUUAAGAACUUGGGUUAUAUCGGCGAUAUAAGCUAUUACAAGUUCCUGCAUCCAUCUGAAGAUGACUUGUAUAAGUUGAUCAGAUUUUUGGUGGAGAGGCUUUCUGAAUUGCCAAAAGUCACAGAAGUUGGUGAAAUAAAGGAUAUUAAUGCUAGAAGGAGAAUAAACGAUGAUAACUUUGAAAUAACCUUCAAGGAUAAUGAAGGAACAGAUUUGGAUAAUCAGAAAGUUGAGUUCAAACUUAAAAAGCACAUAUUGGAGUAUGAAGUACCAGAGUUGGCCAAUUAUGAGACUGAAACUGUGCCCAUCAGUGGGUCUUAUAAAGUUGAGGUUAUCCCUCCUGAGAUGGAGCAAGCAGAUUCAGAUGGUGUUUUAAGCUCUGAAAAACAAGAUUUAAACCAGACUGAGCCAGCUAAUGUUAUUUCUUUGACAGACUCAACUGAAGAGCCUGAGAAAUCAAAAGAAGCGUCUAGAAAUGAAGAAACUGCGGUUCUGAGAGAUGACAAACUUUUGUCAGCAUCUGAACAGAAAGAAAUUUAUUUUUCUUCUAAGAUAAGAAAUGAGGCAAAAGGUUUACAAAAUCUAGAACAAGAGCUUAAGGAAGCAGUGUUUGCAAAGACUCCAAAGUCAGGGAACCUUGAAGAAGAGUUUGAAUUGUUGAAGGCAGCAGCAGAAAUGGCAUUUGAUGAUUCACAUCCUAUCGAGUUUUACCUUGAGCAGCUUGCUGAGCAAAUGGAGACUACAAGGCGUAAUCUUGUUGAAAUGGAGGCACAGUGGAGUGCUUCUAGAACUUCUUUGGAAGAGAAGAGGAGAAGUCUUGAAGAAACUGUUCAUGCGAAUGAUCCAGAAGCUCAAGAAAAGCUCCAAAAGCUAAGAGAAGUUGAACUGGAAAGGCUGUCUGUCUUAUCUGAAAUUCGAAAGAGGGAGGAUGAAUAUUCUAAACUCUCUGCAGAGUGUGAGAAGCAGACCAAAGUGGCAUCUAGGAGAUCUUACAUUGAGCGGGUAAAGGAGAUCACAAAGAACAGUCGGAAACAAGAUGCAGACAUUGAACGCAUAUUGAAAGAAACUAGGGAGCUCCAAUUAGAAAGUAAUUCUAUCCAAGAACGUCUUCAUCGAACCUAUGCUAUAGUAGAUGAGAUGGUUUUCAGGGAAGCAAAGAAAGAGUCAGUUGGCCGUCAAGCUUAUAGACUUCUCACUAGCAUACAUGGGAGCUUUGAGCAGGUCUCAGAGAAGAUCCUGGCCACUGAUAGAGUACGAAGAGAAAUCACUGAAUAUGAAAAGAAGCUAGCAGCCAUGGCUUCCCGAAGCUUAGAUGUGGACAAACUACAAGCUGAUCUCAAUGCCAUUUUGAUGGAGAAUGAGCACCUUGAACAAUGUCAUAAAGAAUAGUAAAGCCAUCCACUACUUUACAACAAAUCCAUUUUUUUUUUCAGUUGUUGGCAAUUAUUGCUCAUAAGAUUUAUUUUUUUCCUUUUGAAACAUUUGAAUUUAAUUAGAUUGCACAUACUCAGAUUGUAUUAUCUGAAGGAUACUGUAUGAAGCAUAAAACACAUGUUCUGUCUCCCA